This is a messenger RNA of Chinchilla lanigera (long-tailed chinchilla), 2254 nucleotides long. It is a transcript of the gene Haus3, whose product is annotated as HAUS augmin-like complex, subunit 3. The coding region runs from base 345 to 2156 and encodes 603 amino acids. Gene Ontology annotation, cellular component: mitotic spindle; HAUS complex; centrosome. The transcript is spliced from 6 exons. NCBI's taxonomy places the organism in Eukaryota, Metazoa, Chordata, Mammalia, Rodentia, Chinchillidae. Gene Ontology annotation, biological process: spindle assembly; centrosome cycle. The record is from RefSeq and is a predicted model, not a curated record.
GGGCUUUGGCGGUGCAUCCCUGAGGCCCGCUUCCUCCGCGCUGCGUCGGGAUCGUUUCCUGGGAGCUUGGCGGAUGCUCAUUGGGCCGUCGGGGAGGAGUCCUUAUAGAUUCUAAAAAUAUUUUUCCAGUCUACGGACUUUUGUUUGGGAGGGGUUCUGGGAAUCGUACUCAGGACCUUGUGCUUGCCAGGCAGGCGCUUGUGCCGCUUAGCUAUAUCCCCGGCCCCUCUCUGUGGACUUACCUAAAAGUUAGUUUUGUUCCUGUUCGGAUUUAUUUGAUAAAAAUCACCACAUACCCAUAUCAGAUACAAAACAAAGCAAAAAACAACUAGGGUAGUUAAAGCAUGAGUUGUGGAAAUGAGUUUGUAGAAACAUUAAAAAAAAUUGGUUAUCCCAAAGCUGAUAUUCUUAAUGGAGAAGAUUUUGACUGGCUGUUUGAGACUGCUGAAGAUGAAGCAUUUUUGAAAUGGUUUUGUGGGAAUGUGAGUGAACAGAAUGUAUUAUCAGAAAAAGAACUGGAAGCUUUUAGCAUUCUUCAGAAAUCAGGCAAACCUAUCCUAGAAGGGUCAGCAUUGGAUGAAGUUCUUAAAACCUGUAAAACUUCUCAUUUGAAGACACCUAGACUGGAUGAUAAAGAGCUGGAGAAAUUAGAGGAUGAGGUUCAAAUGCUGCAGAAAUUAAAGAACCUAAAAAUUCAGCGACGUAAUAAAUGCCAACUGAUGACUUCAGUAUCUAGCCACAAAUCUCUGAGGUUAAAUGCUGAACAUGAAGAAGCCACAAAAAAACAGAAGCAGAGUCAAGGAAUUCUGAAUGCUAUGAAUGCCAAACUCAGUAAUGAACUUCAGGCUCUUACUGACAGAGUUACUAAAUUGAUGAUGUUCUUCAGACAUUCUGAUUUAAGUCAAGAGGCAAAUCCCGUGGUGUUUUUAUCUCAGUUUUCCUUGGAAAGAUUCCUAAGCCAAGAAGAACAAAGCACAGCAGCUUUAACCUUGUAUACCAAAAAGCAGUUCUUUCAGGGUGUACAUGAAGUAGUUGAAAGUUCAAAUGAAGAAAAUUUUCAACUUUUAGAUAUUCAAACAUCAUCUAUAUGUCAUAAUCAAGAAAUCCUUGAAGAGAGACAACUAGAGAUGGCUAGACUGCAACUAGCAUACAUCUGUGCUCAACAUCAGUUAAUUCAUUUGAAAGCAAGUAAUCUGAGCAUGAAAUCGAGUGUAAAAUGGGCAGAGGAAAAUCUUCAUAGCCUAACCAGCAAGGCUGUUGGUAAAGAAAAUUUGGAAGCCAAAAUUUCUAGCUUGAACAGUGAGAUUCUGAAACUUGAAGAACAAAUCACUCACAUAAAAGACAAAAGUUUGCCUGCUGUGGUAAAAGAGAAUGCGCAGUUAUUGAAUAUGCCAGUUGUAAAGGGAGAUUUUGACCUGCAGAUUGCUAAACAAGAUUAUUAUACAGCAAGACAAGAGUUAGUUUUAAAUCAGUUAAUAAAGCAAAAGGCAUCAUUUGAACUUGUACAAUUGUCAUAUGAAAUUGAAUUGAGGACUCAUUGGGACACAUAUCAUCAAUUUGAAAAUUUGGUUCAAGAACUUAGUCAAAAUAACAUGAUGCUUUCCCAGCGAUUGGAAAUGUUAAAAGACCCAUCAGUGUCGCAGCAGAUAAAUCCAAGGAAUACCAUUGAUACUAAGGAUUAUUCUACUCAAAGGCUUUAUCAACUUUUAGAGGGAGAGAAUAAGAGAAAAGAAUUGUUUAUCACUUAUGGAAACCUAGAGGAAGUGGCUGAGAAAUUGAAACAGGAUGUUUCUUUAGUACAAGAUCAAUUGACAGUAUCUGCUCAAGAACAUUUUUUAUUUCUGUCCAAACUAAAUAGUGAUGUGGAUAUGCUUUGUGAUGCUUUGUAUCAAGGAGGAAAUCAGCUUUUGCUUAGAGAUCAGGACAUAACAGAACAGUUUCAUCGAGUUGAAUCGCAGCUGAAUAAAUUAAAUCUUCUCCUUACUGAUAUUCUUGCUGAUGUGAAGACAAAAAGAAAAACUCUGGCAACUAAUAAAUUGCAUCAGAUAGAAAGAGAAUUAUAUGUACAUUUUUUUAAAAAUGGAGACUAUCUGAAAGAUAUUGUGGAAAACCUAGAAAACCAAUCAAAAAUUAAGGCUGAUGGUCUUAAAGAUUGAAAAUAACUAAAAACUGAAUCUGUAUUACACAUUUUAUAUUUUAAUGUUUUAUGUAUUAGGAGAAUGUUUCUAAUAAACUACUAUGUUUUAAAAUUUGA